Rotaria sp. Silwood2 is the source of this 303-nucleotide messenger RNA. NCBI's taxonomy places the organism in Eukaryota, Metazoa, Rotifera, Eurotatoria, Philodinida, Philodinidae. The record is from the annotation of a GenBank genome assembly.
AUGGAUCAAGUAUUGCCUCCACCAUUAGCUCGACAUUUCUACAAACAAUAUUCUGUAUUAAAUCCCGAUGUAAUAUAUGUUGAAUUGCCACGAACAGGCCAUACUGCUACGUAUUCAUCACCAAUACCAGAUCAAGAACAGAGUUGCGGAUGGCAAGUGGCGAUUUCAUUUAUACUAUCACCAACAUUUCAACCCGACACAUCAUGUCUCAAAAAAAUUAGUCCCAUUGAUUUUGCUGGAACAACUGUCCAAAGCAAACAGAUGGCACUAACCUAUUUCGGAACAAUAAAUAUGUGGAACUAA